This is a messenger RNA of Malassezia restricta, 4230 nucleotides long. Its product is annotated as 5'-3' exoribonuclease 1. Gene Ontology annotation, cellular component: nucleus. NCBI's taxonomy places the organism in Eukaryota, Fungi, Basidiomycota, Malasseziomycetes, Malasseziales, Malasseziaceae. The coding region runs from base 1 to 4230 and encodes 1409 amino acids. The transcript has a single exon. Gene Ontology annotation, molecular function: 5'-3' RNA exonuclease activity; RNA binding. The record is from RefSeq and is a predicted model, not a curated record. Gene Ontology annotation, biological process: rRNA catabolic process; nuclear-transcribed mRNA catabolic process.
AUGGGCGUGCCAAAAUAUUUCCGAUGGCUCUCAGAGCGGUACCCGCUCAUCAUGCAGCUGGUGGAAGAGAACCGUAUACCAGAAUUUGAUAAUUUGUACCUGGACAUGAAUGGCAUCAUCCAUAACUGCUCGCAUCCGAAUGACGGCGAAGCGACGUUUCGUAUUGCCGAAGAAGAGAUCUUCCUAGGCAUCUUCGCAUACAUUGAGCAUCUCUUCUCCAAAAUUCGCCCAAGAAAGGUGUUUUUCCUGGCGAUUGACGGUGUAGCACCCCGGGCCAAGAUGAACCAGCAGCGAUCGCGUCGCUUCCGCACCGCCCAGGAAGCCAAGGAAGGCCUACAGAAGGCCAUCAGUCGCGGUGAGGACAUUCCCGCAUCACCGCCGUUUGAUUCCAACUGUAUUACUCCGGGAACUGUAUUUAUGCGCAAGCUCUCGAUACAGCUCGAAUACUUUAUCGCGAAAAAGGUGAAUGAGGACUCCGACUGGCGCGAUGUGCAAGUCAUUUUGUCCGGUCACGAAACGCCUGGUGAGGGCGAGCACAAAAUCAUGGAAUUCAUCCGCACAAUCAAGGCACAGCCUGGCUACAACCCCAACACGCGCCACUGUCUGUAUGGUCUGGAUGCAGACCUGAUCAUGCUGGGCCUGCUAAGCCACGACCCCCACUUUGCGCUGCUGCGAGAAGAGGUCGUCUUUGGCCCACGUCGCGCGAAAAAGUCCAUCGGACUCGAGUCCCAGACCUUUUAUUUGCUGCACCUCUCCCUCCUUCGCGAGUACUUGGAGCUCGAGUUUUCGCAUUUGCGCAAGACACUGCCCUUCUCAUUUGAUCUCGAGAAAAUCAUCGACGACUACAUCCUACUGCACCUUUUUGUCGGCAAUGACUUUUUACCGCACUUGCCCGGCUUGCAUAUCAAUGAGGGUGCGAUUGAGCUCCUGUUCCGCGUAUACGAGCGCGUAUUGCCGCGCGCCGGUGGCUACAUCAAUCAGCAGGGCCGACUACAACCUAGGCGAUUAGAGCUUCUGAUCAAAGAGCUGGCCAGUGUAGACCAUUCCAACUUUGUCGGCGCGCAUCUGCCCAAGGUCAAGGCAGCCAUGGACAAGUCGCGACGGGCCCAGGAGUCCAUGCAGCUCGAAAAACGUAUCGAAUUGACGCCACGGCAGGCCGAGGCGGUGCGCCGCGUCGUGGAUCUCAUCACGUCGUUCUUGGACAACCCAGGGGGCGCUAGCCACCACAUCAAGUUCUCCGCUAUCCCUGCCGCGGAUGAAACAGAUAUACUCCAAAUCAUGGCCACCAAGCUUCAAUUGGAGUUUGAGACCAUGGCCUACGAUCCAGAAGACGACACGUUGCACUCGCUCUUUGGCUUCCCAUCUGGCAGGGCCCAGGCCUUACGCCUGAACCAAAGCCAUAAUGGCGCAACGCGUGAACAAACGAAGAAGUGGAUGCUCUCAAAGAUCGCGGCGUUUAUCGAGGCCCUAGCAUCGCACGAUCCACAGGAAGAUGCAUUGGACAUGGAAGGCUCGUCCGAUGGGCCGACGAGGCAAGUCGAGCGCAUGUACCGCGACGAAAAGGCUGUGUACUACCACAGCAAGAUGAGCAUCGACAGCAAGGACCCGGAGCAGCUGCAUGAUAUCGUGUACAACUACAUCGAAGGCAUGCAAUGGGUUCUGCACUACUACUACGACGGCAUCGCGUCUUGGGGCUGGUACUAUCACUACCACUACGCACCACACAUUUCCGACCUCACACACAUUGGCGACUUUACGUUCUCGUUCGACCAGGGCCGACCUUUCUUGCCCUUUGAGCAGUUGAUGGGUGUGCUGCCGCCACUCAGCAAGCAGUUAAUUCCGGCAGCCUUCCAGCCACUCAUGACGGAUCCCACGUCGCCCAUCCUAGACUUUUACCCAGCGACGUACGAAAGUGACUUGAACGGCAAGAAGAACAGCUGGGAGGCCGUCGUCAAAAUCCCGUUCAUUGAUCAGGACCGCCUUACGCAGGCACUCGAGCGUCGUCAGGGCGGGCUGACGAACGAGGAACGGGAGCGCAAUAGUCACGGCCAUCCGCAUCGAUUCUGGUACGAUGCAUCCUACCGCCAUACGAUGCCAUCGAGCCUACCUGGCUUUUUGCCCGAUUUGCUCGAUACCCACACUAGGAUCGAAACGUACACGCUACCGUCCAUGUCUGGCCGAAGGUUUAUCAAGACACUGCCCAAAGGCGUGAGCCUUGGUCUCAAUGCCAUGCCUGGUUUCCCCAGCCUCAAGACGCUGCCUUUCACCCACAAGCUGGAAAAGACGGGCGUCGAGGUCCACAGCCAGCCGUCCCGAGACCUGUCCAUGAUCCUUCACAUGAACAACCCCGGCAUGACGCAGGAUGUCGCAGCGUAUGCCAAGGACUUGAUUGGUCAAACGACAUUUAUUCAUUGGCCGUACCUGUUUGAAGGUCUCGUGGUGGGCGUCAGUGACUCGCACCGCGAGUACCGCGCGCACUGGAAAGACAUGGAUGUCGUCACGCAAUGCACCGAGUCCCCGUAUGGCUCGCAGUCGUUCGAGAGACAGCAGAGAGCCUUGAAGGAGCAGUACUUGAAGCGCCAUGGCAUGGCCCUCGACCGCAUCGAUGUGCUUCUCCACGUGCGUCCGUUCAAAGGCCUGAGCCAUGGCUACGAUGGAUCUAUUAUCAAGCAAUACGAGCCCUCGUCACAGAGCGAGGUGGUGCACCCUCUGCAGCUGCUGGUGAGCCAGGUGCGUCAUCCCGACGCGCGCUUCAUGGAACGCCCACCGAUGACCGUGUCGGAAGAGUACCCGGAGGGCACCAAGGUCUUUUUCCUCGGCGUACCCGGUUUUGGGUGCCCAGCGCGGGUGAUUGGCACGGCCGGCGACCAAAUUACCGUCGAGAUGGCGUUUUUCCACGACAUGGCCAAGGAACAUGCUAUCCUCCGCAAGAUUGUGCAGCAGCGUGCGCAGGUCAAGUACUUCACGACGCAGGAAGUGACGGCUCAGCUGCGCGUAUCCUCGUUGGUGCUCGCGAAGCUGGCGAGUGGCGUGGCGGUUUAUCACGGCAACCAGCGCAUGAACAUUGGCCUGAACCUCAAGUUCGAGGCCAAGGGCCGCAAGGUGCUGGGCUAUUCGCGUCGCACUUCCCAAGGCUGGGAGUACAGCGAGCGUGCCGUGCGUUUGAUGCAGGACGUGCUUACCAAGUUCCCCGAGCUGCGCCGUGGACUGUCGAAGCGCCUCGCAUCAGGUGAAUUUUAUUCAUCCGAGGACAUUUUCGAGCAGAACACGGCGCAGCGGAUCAAGGAUUUGCGCACGUGGAUCCACGAGAACGGUCUGCGUGACAUGGAUAUCGUGCCGCUCUACGUAGACCGCCUGGAGCGGUCCGUCAUUUCUCUGCUGGAAUCAGCCACGUCCAUCAUGGCACAGAAGCGAGCGCAACAUGGCCUGGCCGUCAAGCGCCAGAUCCUUCGCGGCCUGCCGCGCGGUGCCCUUCUCAAGCCAGAGCAGGCUCGCUACCGCGUGCCGGAGCAGACGUUCGACAUGGGAGAUCGCGUGAUCAACGUGUUCGACUUUGGCCCGCUUCCGCUGGCGGCCAAAGGCACGGUCAUUGGCCUCGGCGCCAACAAAUGCAUCGAUGUGGUGUUUGACGCGCCGUUCCUGGCUGGCACUACGCUGGGCGACGCCUGCUCGAAUCAUCGCGGCGCUACCGUCAGCACGUCAUCUGUGCUCAACCUGAGCACGCCGCAGAUCGCCACGCGCUGGGGCGAAGAGUCGGUCAAAGAAGCCCACUUGUCGCCGUUGCAGCGUACGCUCAAGGUACGCGAACAGCCCGCUUCCCAAGAUAUCAAGGGCACGCUGUUUUACCAGCCAGCCGCGCCCAAGGCACAGAAGGAGCGCCCCCGAUCCGCUGCCACGCCCCAACAGGGACCUGUUGACGCCACGGCACAGCAUCUCAAAGCUCUCUCGCUGCAGCCGCUCGCCCACCAGCGUCCGCCGCCGAACGCGUGGAAGCCGAGAGGCGCCCCCUCGUCCGGCCCGCCGAAGAAGCAGGCAGGACCCGACAAGACAGGCCCUCUGAAACAGUCUGGGCCCCCCAAGACAGGCGCGCCGAAAAAGCAGCCAGGACCCUCCAAGACAGGGCCCUCGAAGCAGUCUGGACCCAAAAAGACCGGCCCAGCGAGACAAGGAUCCAAAAAGGCAGGCCCACCGAAGCACGGACCCAAGCAGCCGAGCCCGCCCAAGAACUAG